Messenger RNA from Strongylus vulgaris, 249 nucleotides. The record is from the annotation of a GenBank genome assembly. NCBI's taxonomy places the organism in Eukaryota, Metazoa, Nematoda, Chromadorea, Rhabditida, Strongylidae.
AUGGAAAGCCCAAAAAACGUGCCACAACGAACGUUCAAGGCUGCGCAUGACUCGUUCCGUUUGCGUAUGCUUCAAGAACAACACGGAUUUGAGCCGGUGUUCAUGACAAAGAAACGUACACGAGACAACAAAUCUGUUAUGAGCGAAUUCAAAGGAGGAGAUCUGAACAAGUACACCGCAAAAACCUAUGCUGUUCAGAAUGGAAACGAAGUCUUUGGAGGUAAGCAAUUAAAUGCCUUGUUUAGAUAG